Molecule: messenger RNA, 3001 nt
Organism: Aethalodelphis obliquidens (Pacific white-sided dolphin)
Lineage: Eukaryota; Metazoa; Chordata; Mammalia; Artiodactyla; Delphinidae
Gene: GTPBP6
Product: GTP binding protein 6
Exons: 7
Coding region: 6-2060 (684 amino acids)
Cellular component (GO): cytoplasm
Molecular function (GO): ribosome binding; GTP binding
Source: RefSeq, a predicted model, not a curated record
GCGGUAUGUGGGCCGUGCGAGCCGCCGUCCGCCCGGCGUCCUGGCUCUUUCGCGUGGCUCGCGGCUGCGGGGCUCCGAGGGCCGCGCCACCGCUGUCGCCCUGCCCGGAGCGUGCGCUCGCCGCCUUCCGAGGGGGCCUGGGGUGCCCGGAGGGGCGAGGGGGUGGGGGGCGGGGACCACGUGCAGAUGGCCGGAGAAGUCGGACUGGAGGAAAGGAGGGUGAGGAGGAACCAGAAGCUGCGGAGGAGGAGGAAGAGGAGGAGGAGGAGCUGCUGAGGAGGGACCCUUUGCUGCCGGCGGGGACCCAGCGCGUGUGCUUGGUUCACCCUGACGUCAAGUGGGGGCCCGGGAAGCCGCCGGGGACCCGAGCUGAGUGGCAGGUGGUGGAGGCACAGGCGCUGGUGCACACGCUGGAUGGCUGGUCGGUGGUGGACACGGUGGUGGUGCCCACCAAAACGCCAGACAGGAAGCUCGUCUUCGGCAGAGGGACCUUGGAGCGCCUGACAGAGAAAAUCAGAGGGUCCCCGGAAAUCACCGCCGUCUUCCUGAAUGUGGAGAGGAUGGCUGCACCCACCAAGAAAGAACUGGAAGCCGCCUGGGGUGUGCAGGUGUUCGACCGAUUCACGGUGGUUCUUCAUAUUUUCCGCUGCAACGCCCGCACCAAGGAGGCCCGGCUGCAGGUGGCGCUGGCCGAGCUCCCCCUGCUCAGGUCCCACCUGAAAAACAACGUUGCCUACCUGGGUGGACGAGGACGGGACUCUCGCCACAUCAUGGGGUCAGGAGAGUCUUUCAUGCAGGUGCAAGAGCGCCUCCUGAAAGAUAAGGAAGCGAAGAUUCGAAAGGCCCUGGACAGACUCCGCCGGAAGAAGCUUCUCCUGGGGCAGCAGCGGAGGCGGCGGGAGUUCCCUGUGGUCUCCGUGGUUGGAUACACGAACUGCGGAAAGACCACGUUGAUCAAGGCCCUGACAGGGGACGCCGCCAUCCAGCCCCGGGACCAGCUAUUUGCCACGCUGGACGUCACAGCCCACGCGGGGAGGCUGCCCUCCCGGCUGACUGUCAUCUACAUGGACACCAUUGGCUUCCUCUCCCAGCUGCCCCACAGCCUGGUCGAGUCCUUCUCGGCCACCCUGGAGGACGUGGGCCAUUCGGUGAGUGUGGAGGGCCAGGUCGCCUCAAAUACCCACCAACAGGAGGCAGGUCCCCUCAUCCCAACAUCACGGGCCUGGGUCCCCUCAUCACAACAUCACGAGCCUGGGUCCACUCAUCACAGCAUCACGGGACAGGGUCCCCUCAUCACAGCAUCACGGGGCAGGGUCCCCUCAUCACUGCAUCAUGGGGCAGGGUCCCCUCAUCACAGCAUCCCAGGGCAGGGUCCCCUCAUCACAGCAUCCCAGGGCAGGGUCCCCUCAUCGCAGCAUCACGGGGCAGGGUCCCCACAUCGCAGCAUCACUGGACAGGGUCCCCUCAUCACAGCAUCACGGGACAGGGUCCCCUCAACACAGCAUCACGGGCCUGGGUCCCCUCAUCCCAACAUCUUGGGGCAGGGUCCCCUCAUCACAGCAUCACAGGACAGGGUCCCCUCAUCACAGCAUCACGGGACAGGGUCCCCUCAUCACAGCAUCACGGGGCAGGGUCCCCUCAUCACAGCAUCACGGGCCUGGGUCACCUCAUCCCAACAUCACGGGGCAGGGUCCCCUCAUCACAGCAUCACGGGGCAGGGUCCCCUCAUCACAGCAUCACGGGACAGGGUCCCCUCAUCGCAGCAUCACGGGACAGGGUCCCCUCAUCACAGUAUCACGGGGCAGGGUCCCCUCAUCACAGCAUCACGGGGCAGGGUCCCCACAUCACAGCAUCCCGGGGCAGGGUCCCCUUAUCGCAGCAUCACGGGGCAGGGUCCCCUCAUCACAGCAUCACGGGCCUGGGUCCCCUCAUCACAGCAUCCCGCGGCAGGGUCCCCUCAUCACAGCAUCCCGGGGCAGGGUCACAUUACACAAAACUUCACGAUGACUGGAUCCCCCCCAUCCCUGACCCUCAGCGAGCUGUGCUCUGUACGAGUGUAAGUGCUGUGAAGGCAAUGCUAAUGAAGAAGGGGUUCUCUGCACCUUUUGGCUGCACUGGGGCCCCGAGCCAGUGAACCCUGGCAUUUACUCAGGGUGCAGGGGCUGCGGGGCCCUCCGGGUGACAGAUGCCCCAGCACCUUCGAGGUCACAGCAGCUGAGCCUGAGGGCCACGUGCAGCUGCCAGCACCGUUCUCAAAAGUGUCUGAAAAUCUAGAACUGAACUGAAACGCUGAUUAAAAGAAAAUUUAAGUUCAUCCAAAAAAAGAGACAACCCAGAAGCGAACCCCCCAAAUUGUGAAGGGCACGUCCUUCCUGUGGCAGAAUUACUACCCUCAGCUGCUCUUUCUCCUUUUCUGUCUCUUCUGAAUUUUGCAUAAGGUACCUGCCUGUAAAACGUGUGGAAUAGGGGUGGAAGCCUUUUUAGAACGUGAGCUUGGUUUCACAGAACAGUGGAGCGGCCCGGAGCCUCGAGCACAGCACCCGCCGGGUGGGGGGUUGGUGACGGGGCAAGUGGCCGCACGCAGGCGUAGGGCCAGCACCUGCGGGGCGGGGACACGAGGCGGCCCCUCAGUCCGGGUGCACCUGGAGCGGCAGCCUGGCCCGGAACGAGGGGCACUGGGGGGCUCCGUGCACGGCAGAGCGGCUCUGUGGCCUCAGGUCCCACCUGCCCCCUUGGGGCACAAGCCUCCGUGGGGCGGCCGCACCCACCUCCCACGGAGAGCGGUGCGCAGCCCCCAUCGUGGACCUGGCGGGUCCUCCCGAGCGGGGCCAGGCACCGCUGGCCCCGAGCUCUCCGACUGCCCGGCCCCUCUGGUCCUCAGGAUCUGAUCGUCCACGUGCGAGACGUGAGCCACCCCGAGACAGAGCUGCAGAAGGCCAGCGUCCUGUCGGCCCUGCGGACCCUGCAGCUGCCGCGCCCGCUGCUGGACUGCAUGGUGGAA